Molecule: messenger RNA, 1455 nt
Organism: Clonostachys byssicola
Lineage: Eukaryota; Fungi; Ascomycota; Sordariomycetes; Hypocreales; Bionectriaceae
Source: the annotation of a GenBank genome assembly
AUGCAAGCACUUCGUAAGGGACAAGCCGACGCCCUUAUCCAGGCGAGCGAAUUCAAAAACGAGCUUGAUAUUGAGAAAGACAUGCACACUAAAACCAAAUCCGAGCUGUCUACUUCACAGCAAGAAGCAUCAACACUUCGUCAGGCAGAAGCCCACGCUCGUGCCCAAGCAGACGAAAUCGAAACAGCGCUUAAUAUUGAGAGACGAAUUAACACUCACACCGAAACCUACCUUGCUGAAGAAGCAACAUCCCUUCGUCACGCAGAAGCCGAUGCCCGUGCCCAAGCAGGCGAGCUCAAAAAGUCUCUUGAUAUUGAGAGACAAAUGCACACCAAAACUAAAUUCGAUCUCUCUGCUUCACGCCAAGAAGCAUCAGCACAUUUCGAGGGCAAAUCGCAAGCCAUCAAUGACCGGAGCAUGAUGAGAAGGAAGAUGAAAGAUAAGCAAGCCAUGCUUGAGGAGGAACUCACCAAGGCAAAGGAAACGGCCGCAACGGCUCGUCAGGGGCAAAUGAAAGCUGUUUCUGAGCUGAACAAAUCUAUGCGGCUUAACCAAGGAUCUGACCAGUCCACCGACACGCAGUUGGUCCAGAAGCUGGUUGAGCUCCGCAAUGACAUUCGCACUUGGUCGUUGACCUAUUUUAUCACUACAUCCGAGAACGCCUCUAAGCUGAGCAGGCACGACCUCAUGAAGAUCCUGGACAAGACGAAAGUUCAUUCCUUUACUCGCGAAAAUUUCUUUGAGAGAUCCCUGCAAGACCCAACAAUACGUCCAACAGUUGUUCGUUCGAUUCUCUGGAAAGUACUUCAGUGUGGAAUAUUCCGACAGUAUCUGUGGGUGAUGGGACCAUUUAUGAGCAGGUCGGUGAAAGACACCCACAACUUCCUUUCAUUCCACAUGGUCAAGAAGCACACCCAAGAUUCUAAUGAAAAAUCCCACAAGUUCAACAUUUGGCGGGCAAAUGGAAGUGCCAUGUUCUCUCAGGCACCGGACCCAGACCAGAAACGCACGAACAGAGAUCAAAUAAUCACCAAAUGGGUAGCAACAAUCAUAGUCUUGUUGAAACCCCUCUUUGCCAACCAAGAUCAGAAGGAUGUCGAGGACGAUUUAUAUCAAAUCAUAGAUCAGGCCUUGGCGUUGGAUGAAGAGCUUUGCCAACAGGUUGCAGAUGUCUCGGUUCAGUACCUAAGAGACUCAGCUGGCUUAGUAAAACUUCGCUUUGAUUCGGAUGCCAUGACUACGGAGAUUGGUAGCAAAGAUGCUACAGCAGGAGAUGCCGUCUCUGCAAUUCUCGCGCCUGCAUUGGUCAAGCGAGGCAACUCAGCCGGCAACCAGUUUGACAAACAGAUUUUGUUGGUGCCGAUGGAGGUUAUUUGCCAGCCUGCCGAGCCGAAACCAACUUCACGCGCAAAUCCAAUCCUAGUCCAAGACCCAACUCCCAGCCCAAAGGUUUAG